Molecule: messenger RNA, 2272 nt
Organism: Pecten maximus
Lineage: Eukaryota; Metazoa; Mollusca; Bivalvia; Pectinida; Pectinidae
Product: dehydrodolichyl diphosphate synthase complex subunit DHDDS-like
Exons: 8
Coding region: 106-1131 (341 amino acids)
Biological process (GO): polyprenol biosynthetic process
Cellular component (GO): endoplasmic reticulum; dehydrodolichyl diphosphate synthase complex
Molecular function (GO): ditrans,polycis-polyprenyl diphosphate synthase [(2E,6E)-farnesyl diphosphate specific] activity
Source: RefSeq, a predicted model, not a curated record
CUUUUCACCUAUAGCGAUACGUCACUACGUACACUUGUACAGUGAGAAAGCCAUGCGGGUGUGUUUCUUCCCUACAGCUGAUUCUUCGUCGGAUUAACAGUCACCAUGUCCUGGUUUCCAGAGAAGAAAACAAGCAAAUCAUGUAUACAUCAGAUUUGUACCAAGGUCCUCAAAACUGGCCCAGUCCCAAAACAUGUAGCCAUCAUCAUGGAUGGAAAUAGACGCUUUGCAAAGAAAAACAGUAUGGAGAGAGCGGAGGGACAUCUCAAGGGAUUUGAUAAGCUUGCGGAAACUCUGGAGUGGUGUCUCGAUCUUGGCAUCACAGAAGUAACUGUAUAUGCCUUCAGUAUAGAGAACUUCAAGCGUUCCAAGGAAGAGGUUGGCUGCCUUAUGGAAAUAGCCAGACAGAAAUUUGCGCGUCUCAUGCAGGAACGUGAGCUGAUCCAAAAGCAUGAGGUGUGCGUGAGGGUACUUGGUAAUCUGUCUCUGCUGCCUCCAGACAUACAACAGGUUGUGGCUGAUGCUGUUGAAUUCUCCAAGGACAACACCAGGGCCAUACUAAAUGUGUGCUUCUCAUACACAUCCAGAGAUGAGAUCUGUGCUGGUAUGCGAGAGUUGGCAGAAGGAGUUUCAAAUGGGCUCAUUAGGACAAGUGAUAUAUCGGAAGAACUCCUGGAUAAUUGUCUGUAUACCAGGAAAUCUAGAGAUCCAGAUCUUCUCAUCCGAACGUCAGGAGAGGUGCGACUCAGUGACUUCCUGUUGUGGCAGACAGCUUACAGCUGCCUUGCCUUUGUCAGUGUGCUGUGGCCCGAGUUCAGUGUAUGGCAUCUGUAUUCUGGAAUUCUACACUACCAGAAGAAUUACCAGGCUCUCCAGGAUGCCAAGGAAAAGAAUGAUUCUGAGAAGGAGAGGCGACAGAGAGAAAGUGACUAUGAGAAUGUGUUGAAGGAUAUUAAACAACAGAACAGUUUGGACAAAAGUGAAGAUGUUGUUAGUAUACAAUGUAGAGUACAACAGUACGCAAAGGACAGGGAGGCACGCAUAAACAAAUUUCUACAACAUCUCGACUACAAACAGGAACAGUUUUUCCAAAGUAUGCUACAUCAGAAAUCAACAUUCACAGCAAAUUGACGUAGUGUCUAUUAGCAUUAACGUAUUCAACCUAAUAAGUGCACUGUGCACUUACUAAAAACCACAUACAAGAGAAAUGUUUACAUGUGACAUUUCUGUAUGUAGCAAAAACAAUCUUUGUUCAAAAUACUGAAGAUAAUAUUGGCAGAUCAGUGUGGUAAGGAACUUUUUAUGUAUCAAUUAACACACCAAUCCUUUUUUCCUGAAAAAGGUCGGGUGUGCUUUUCAUGGCAGGUGCUCUUAUUAGUUUGACUACGAUACUGAGUAAAUCUAGGUUUUAAUUAUGUAUGUCUAUUUAUUAUGUUAAAUUAAGGUUCUUAGCAAUACACCUUCCUGCUUCAUUUUGUUACGUUUAAACAUAUUUUUCGUUAUUGUUAAACCAUUCAUGUCAAAGAUAAGAUAUUUUAUCUGAGAAAUGUUGAGGUAUUUUUCAAGACAAUAAGUCACCAUCCGAAUUAUAUUUUGUCAACAGAUAAUUACAUACCAAUUGAAAGAUACCUGUAAUGAAUUUAGAAACCAUGAGGAAGUGCAGCUUAUAAUAUGUAGUUAGUUAUAAUCAAAAGGAGGUUUAUAUUAAACAUUUAUUGUAGUCCCUUUUUAGAAGUUUGAGAAAUUCAUCAUGUACAUUUUCCCAAUGAAAGUUCUAAGAGGUUGGCAAGCACACAAAAAUAUUUUAAAUGUUUUUUUUUUUAAAUUCGACCAUUUUCGAAUGAUGAAGUUAAUGGGCAUUGAAGCAGAGCCACAUCAAAAAAUGGGGUCAGAAGAAUGAAAAAAAGAUCUGUAUUCUUUAUUUAAAUUUUGUUUUGUUUCAAGUAUGUUGUGUAUACAGUUAGUGCAGUACCGAUAUAUCUCUUGCUCUGGUUGAAUGAAUUAUAUAUAUUUGUUAAAUAAGGAAACUGUUAUUUAAAGAUGAAAGUCAAUUACAGAAAGGGUUAUCAAUUUAUCUAAGUGCAAUGUGUUUUGUUACUGAUUUGUCAGUUGUUAGAUAAAAGUGCCAUGACAGAUACUGUCUUCGUGACUGAAUGGUGUAAAUCUAAUAAGGAUCCAAUGACUUGGUAAAUGUUGACCGCUAUCUCAAUGUUUAAAAGAAAUGUCUUGUUGAUCCUUUAUAUGAAAUGGAAAUAAAACAAUACCAAUCAUU